CCCAAAAGUAGCAGGAGCUGACCACAACGGGCCUGCCAAUGGCUGGUACAAGCCUUGUUGAAUGUCGGGACAGGGGUCUUGGAAGCGCAUCUGAGCGACGUCAGUCUGGACUCUGGAUGGUUGGCGUUGGGACGGGGAUUUUGGGUGAGAGCACUCGCAGUCUGGUCCGAAUAGGCAGCAUGUGCAUAGAAAUAUCUCUCACGUAUUUCUACGAGUACGGUACUCUAACCCGUCGACCUCGACUCGACUCAAUCUGACGGAGCUGGCCCACUCGCAUUCACAUCCACGCAUCUCAACUGCAUUCUCAACCUCUCGACAGCCCUGUUCAUCUCCUCCCUCCGGAAUCCCUUCCAGUCCCAACCUUACGUGGUACAACUCCAAGUCACUCGUUUGAUCUACACAUCCUCGCCCCUCCCAUACGUUUGUUUCUCCAGUCUGUAGAACUGACUCGCCUCUGUCGCAGACAACUCCUCCUCAUCGUUGACAGCACCCUACGGAGAGAAUAGAUAUUAAGCCUUCUCGCACGUACCUUAAUUGGGCUCUUACUGCCGCCGCUGGGAAUUGACACCCCUUUGUAUCUCUCCUCGCGAUCGCUACCCUCCUUCACCCAACGCGCGACGUACAAGCCGCCCCCAAAUUUUGAUCUGCCGCCUGGCGCAGCUGGUUCAAUAUGCAGUACGUGCGAAGUAUCAGCGGUUCUGUCUCAAAAACAUGGAACUCGAUCAAUCCGGCAACCCUGAGUGGUGCUAUUGAUGUGAUUGUGGUGGAAGGGGAAGAUGGGACUCUAGCAUGCUCGCCCUUCCACGUCCGCUUUGGAAAGUUUUCUCUGCUGCGUCCAUCGGAGAAGAAAAUCGAAUUCAAAGUCAACGAUGUGAAGCAGAAUUAUGCAAUGAAGCUAGGGGAUGGCGGGGAGGCUUUCUUCGUCUUUGAAACCAGUGACAAUAUUCCAGAAGCAAUGCAAACGUCCCCUCUGAUAUCGCCUGCUUCAAGUCCACCUUUACAACCAGAAGGCUCAGAACUGCUGAGUUUAUCCGAGCCAGAAUUCUUGGACCUAGAGACGAUGAACGGAAAAGCCAGGGCAACUAGUGUGUCAAGACCGGGAGUUAACAUACUACCAGGGAGCGGUGACAGGCGUCAGAGCAAUCUCAGUAUGUUCCCAGUCGAUAGGCCGGCUCUGGCAUAACUAACAGAAUGGGAAGGCGCAAUAACUCCCCUUAGUGGCUCUCCAGAUUUUUCAACUUCAAGACCUCAGUUGGGGGAUUGGUCCGGAGCACAACGGAGUAACACGGACGAACUUCUCUCAACUUCUGCUCACAGCUAUACCAAUAACGGCACGGAACGAGAUCGCCAAACCCGAUCCCUCACACCCACGAUUCCACAUGAUGGCCGAUCCGAUUCCCAUACCGAGAGAUCCCAAAGUCCUCCCCCACUGCCGACGAAGGAAGCGAUUGAACGUGCGGUAGCCUUAUCAAAUAAGCUACAGGCAUCUAACAUACGGAAUACUGUUACGGAUACUGGCGAUUUGAUGCUAGAUAUGACUGGGUAUAAAAGUAGUGACGACGAUGCUUUCAGAGCCGAGGUUAUCGCAAGAAAAAUACUGUCUGAGGAAUUAGACGGCAAUUAUGACAUCGGGGCGCUAAUUGGUGCUGAUGAGCAAGGAAAUCUCUGGAUAUAUAGCAGUGAAGAAGCCAAAGAGGCUGCAGCUCAGAGAGCGGCGAUGGCUGGUAUCACAAACGUAAAUGAUGCUGCAUCUGAUCCUGGAUAUCACAGCGACGCGGAAAGUGAAGGGACUCCCAAGACCCCAAUAGUGGCCAUACAUCGACGUGCGGAAUCGGAUUUGGGAUUGACGCCCCCGCAGACCCCACCUGAAGGAGCUGGCGAUCCCAACAGAAACUACGCCAAAACACUGCGAUUGACAAGUGAUCAACUAAAGGCACUCGGAUUAAAAGCGGGACCAAAUCCUAUGAGCUUCACGGUCAACCGAGUCACUUGUCAAGCCAACAUGUAUCUCUGGCGUUACGAUGUACCGGUUGUUAUUUCGGACAUUGAUGGAACAAUUACCAAGUCUGAUGCCUUGGGUCAUAUUCUGAACCUAAUUGGGCGAGAUUGGACCCAUAUUGGAGUUGCGAAGCUUUACACCGAAAUUGUCAACAACGGGUACAAUAUAAUGUACCUGACUUCAAGGUCUGUUGGUUUAGCCGACAAUACACGAGCAUAUCUGGCCGGGGUUGAACAGGAGGGCUACCGCCUACCGAAAGGGCCAACUAUCAUGAGUCCUGACCGCACCAUUGCAGCUCUGCGAAGGGAGGUUUACCUGCGAAAACCUGAAGUCUUCAAGAUGGCUUGUUUGAGAGAUAUCAAAAACCUUUUUGGGCCUGGAAGAACACCAUUUUGCGCUGGAUUCGGGAAUAGGCUUACAGACGCUCUUUCGUAUCGAUCGGUGAGUAUACCUAGUAACCGCAUUUUUACGAUCAACAGCAAUGCAGAGGUUUCUCUAGACGUUUUGAAGCUCAACAAACUCCGAUAUAGCUAUGUGAAUAUGCGAGAAAUCGUGGAUCAUUAUUUCCCACCAGUCAACACACUCGUGAAGAGUGGUGGUGAGGAGUAUACCGAUUUCACAUACUGGCGUGAACCAGUCCUCGAAAUUGACGACUUCAGCGCCUCGGAAAGCGGAGAAUCAGAUGGCGAGGAUGAAGGUGAUGAUGAUGGUGACGAGGAGGAGGAUGAUAAUGAGAGCGAAGAGGAGGAAGAAAAUGAGGAGAUGGGUGAAAGCUACAUGUCUCGGGGAUCUCUUGAUGAAGGGGAAGGUUAUAAUGGUCUCGAGGAAAGCAUGAUGUCUACUUUCUCUCACGAAGAACAUAUCGACAACACACUGGAUGCCACUCUCGACGGAAACGCUAAUCAUGAGGAGGAGGAGGUGGAGGCUGAUGUUGUGAUUGCCCAGGAGCCCGAAACAGGUCUCUUGCAAGUCCAAGGAGUAGAAGAACCUACUAAGGCUGCGAACAAACCCACGAACGGGGAAGAUGAAAUGAAGGAGACAAAACCAGAUGUCAACCAACGCCGGGUUAGCCAGCAGGAUAUCCAGGCUGAGCUAAUAAUUGGGUGGAAAGGACUCGGAUUAGAACGCGAGGAAUCGGAUGAUAGGAAGGUUUGAGUGUGCAUACAUCCUCUGCAUGAAAAGCAAAGUCGAUAUUAAGGCAUGAUUUUCUUUCGUUUUUUCUUCUCUUUUAUGUAUGUUUUUAUACAUGGGAAAGGUGUAAGGAAAUGGAAUGGCUUCUGUAAGAAGGAACUGACAGACAGACGGGGUUUUGUGUUGUAUAUUACCCUUUUCUUCUUCUUCUUCUUCUUCUAAAUAGAGCAUUGGGGGUUCAAUGGUUGCGAUCGGUUGGUUGGGUUUGGGUGUGUAGGUUGGGAAAUUAGAACUGAGAGCAUAGCGUGGCGUAAUGAGCAAUAUUAUCACCG
Molecule: messenger RNA, 3462 nt
Organism: Hymenoscyphus albidus
Lineage: Eukaryota; Fungi; Ascomycota; Leotiomycetes; Helotiales; Helotiaceae
Source: the annotation of a GenBank genome assembly